AUGCUCCAGACAGUAUGGUCCCAGGAGCCAGUGACCUUUGAGGAUGUGGCCGUGUACUUCACCCAGAAUCAGUGGGCCAGCCUGGACCCCAUGCAGAGGGCCCUGUACCUAGAGGUGAUGCUGGAGAAUUAUGCAAACAUAACUUCCUUGGCAGCAUUGCCAUUCCCCAAACCAGAUCUGAUACUCCAGCUGGAGCAAGGGGAAGCACCAUGGGGCCUGGAUCCCUGGACACCCCUUGAGAGGGAGGCCCUGGGAGGUGUCCACAUAGGUGGUAAAAACAAGACCGAACGUGAAGAGCAAAGCCCAAGACUAAACAUUUCUAAAGACUCAGGAGCCCAUAGACUGAUGGUGGAGGGGCUGCUCACAGAAGCUCCCCAGCACCCUCACCUUAAGGACAACUUAGGAAGGCCACAGCCAUGUGAUGCAGGGGAGAAAACAAACCAAGGAGGUUUCACGGACUUGCUGGUCCAGGACUACAGAUCCCCCAUCAUCAAAAGGGAGGAGGCAGGCAGGAAGCUGGAAGGAAGCACCAGUGUCAAUACCCACCUCCUGUCAAAGCAGGACCUCCCUGGAGGACCGGCGUUUUAUAAAUGUGGUGAGUGUGGCCGAUAUUUCAGCCAACAUUCAGACCUUUUGCAGCAUCAGAGGAUUCACACUGAUGACAAGCCCUACAAGUGCAGAGAGUGCGGGAAAGCCUUCAGGUAUAACUCAAAACUCUCCCGACACCAGAAAACCCACACCGGGGAGAAGCCUUACUCGUGUCAGGAGUGUGGACAAGCCUUCGGUCAAAAUUCCCACCUCCUUCAGCACCAGAAACUCCACGGUGGAGAGAAGCCCUUCGGAUGUCAGGACUGUGGGAAAACCUUCAGCUACAACUCAAAACUCAUCCGGCAUCAGCGAAUCCACACCGGGGAGAAACCCUUUCAGUGUAAGGACUGUGGGAAGGCUUUCCGGUGUAGCUAUGACCGAAUUGUCCAUGAGCGCACCCACACCGGGGAGAAGCCCUACGAGUGUCAGGAGUGCGGGAAAAGUUUCAGUUCAAAUUCAGUCCUCAUCCAGCACCAGCGCAUCCACACCGGGGAGAAGCCCUACGCAUGUCGGGAGUGCGGGAAGGCCUUCCGCCGGAGCUCCGUGUUUCUCCAGCACCAGAGGCUCCACACAGGGGAGAAGCUCUACAAAUGCAAAGAGUGCUGGAAAACGUUUAGCUGUAGCUCUCGCUUUACAGUGCACCAGCGCAUCCACACCGGGGAGAAGCCCUUUGGCUGCCAGGAGUGUGGGAAGGCCUUCAAUCAGAAGGUCACCCUGGUCCAGCAUCAGCGGCUCCACACCGGGGAGAGGCCUUACGAGUGCAAGGUGUGCGGGAAAACCUUCAAGUGGAGCGCAAGUUUCAUUCAGCACCAGAAGUUACAUGCUCGCAAGAAGGCCACCCAAGUGACAGGGCCAGCCGCGGUUGGGCCCCACUGCCCUGCUUCUGGCCGCCCCCCUCUGCCUGCCCAGCACCAGCGCUUUGCCCCCUCCAGGCCAGUGGGCGCCCCGCCUUCCCCACACCCCGCACUCCUUCCUCCCUCCCUGCCGCUCUUUGUGCUGCUCCCCUCGUCUGAAAUGGCCAGUUCUUCCCCCGUUCAAAUAGUGCAUUUCUUUCAGGAUCUCACUUCCCCUGGGAGCCUGAAUCCUUUGUCCCCCUCCCCAUAA
Molecule: messenger RNA, 1692 nt
Organism: Odobenus rosmarus divergens (Pacific walrus)
Lineage: Eukaryota; Metazoa; Chordata; Mammalia; Carnivora; Odobenidae
Gene: ZNF619
Product: zinc finger protein 619
Exons: 4
Coding region: 1-1692 (563 amino acids)
Biological process (GO): negative regulation of transcription by RNA polymerase II
Molecular function (GO): DNA-binding transcription repressor activity, RNA polymerase II-specific
Source: RefSeq, a predicted model, not a curated record